UUAACGACGUAACUAGACCUGUCAGCAUCUCUUCUACGCGAGAAGUAUGUGGACGAUUGUGCGGAGAUAUCCGGAACGUGGUUCCUGCCUGGCGUUCGUGACCAUCGCAGGAAUCAUUCUAUACUUGACAGUGAUUGCUUUUCGUGGGCAAACGAGCUAUCUAAACAUUCUCAAGGCAAGGCGGGAAAGACAUACCACAAACAAUGAAUCUGUUACUAAUAAUUUGGCAACUGGAUUACAAUUGGCAACUACGAAUUCUACCACUUUUGGAUUUGAUUCUGUGAACUCUCUUGUUCUUUUCAUUGGUUAUCCACGAAGUGGCCAUACACUUGUCGGGUCUUUGUUGGAUGCUCAUCCUCAUGUUGUUAUUGCUAAUGAAUACAAACUGCUUCAGCAUUGGAGGUUGUUUGACAAAGAACAGAAAACAAGGAGUUAUGUAUUUGGGGAGCUGUAUCGUGAUUCAGAAAUGCAGGCUAAAGAAGGUUAUCGAUCGGCAACAGUGAAGCACAUUUUUAAUUAUUCUGUACCCAAUCAAUGGAAUGGCCAGUUUGACAAAUUUUUGCAGCUUAUUGGUGACAAACAUGGUCCAAAAACAACUGAAUUUCUGAAAAAUGAAAAUCAACGGACCAUUGUUGAUGAAAUCAGGCGCCGUCUCAAGGUUAGUGUUCGAUUUCUGCAUGUCGUCAGGAAUCCGUUUGAUGAUAUUGCAACAAUGGCUGUCAGACAAGUGGAGGGAAGGCAAUUCAUAGAGCAGGGAAAGGUGCUUGAUAAUCUCGAGGUGCUGAACAAACAGAUUCGUUCUUAUUUCUAUCUCAUUUCUAUCAAUUCUGUGUUGCUGAAAAAGUACAAUGUCUUGACUAUCUACAGCGAAGACUUGAUUGCCAAGCCCAAAAGUGUUAUCUCUACAAUUUGUGACUUUCUUGAGCUGAGGUGCUCUGCUAGAUAUCUGUUUGACUGUGCCAGUCUUGUGUUUGGAAAUGUAUCCAGAACAAGAAACAAUGUUGUCUGGACAUCGAAACAAAGAGUCCUAGUUGGUAAUGGGAUUAUGAAGUAUUCAUUUCUUCAUCGAUAUGCUGCUCACACUCUAAGCUAGAUUUUAAUUGAGACAAUUUAUCUUUUAUUGUAGACGUAACUGUUUCUUUGGUUUAAUUCUGUGUUAGCUGGAAACUAGCUGUUUGAUGAGGAAAUCAUUAUUAUAUAUGGGUUGGCUACAGUUGUUUAACACUUUUGGGGACAAUUUACUUUAUGUACUUAAUAGUGAAAUUUUACGGUUUAGUGCAA
Molecule: messenger RNA, 1281 nt
Organism: Corticium candelabrum
Lineage: Eukaryota; Metazoa; Porifera; Homoscleromorpha; Homosclerophorida; Plakinidae
Exons: 4
Coding region: 47-1093 (348 amino acids)
Biological process (GO): peptidyl-tyrosine sulfation
Cellular component (GO): Golgi apparatus
Molecular function (GO): protein-tyrosine sulfotransferase activity
Source: RefSeq, a predicted model, not a curated record